AUAUUGAUGCGUGCGUGCAAUGAACUAAAAUGUAUUGUGAAAAUGCGAGCAGUAUACUUUAAUAAAUCAUAGUAAGUUAAUUACCAACAAAAACUAAGAAAAUUCAAAAAACAAUUAAGUAUAUUUCAAACAAUUUUUUAAAUAACUAUCAACACAUUCAUUUCUAAAAUUUCAUGCGGUCUCUUUUAUUAUCAUUACUUCAGUUUGAAAAACAUGUGAGUCUUGUUUUGAAAACCUUGAAUUCUCAUUCGCUGAUAUCCAUUCAGCCGGCUCAGAAUGAGACUACGCCAUUGGCCAUUGCGUCCGCAGUUGCUCUUCUAGUUUCCCUAAUAAAAUCCCACAGCGUGGAGUAUUCGAAUUCAUUACUAGUUACUAUAACAGAAUGAUCGGAAGUGAAAUUUCUUAUUUGAGCUUUUAUCAUUGUUUGGCUCACUCCUGUUAUACAUUUUGAAAUUGGCUUCGUCUUAUUUUUCUCACUGUCUCAAACUAUUUUUAGAAGAAGUACGGUUUUUGUUCUACUCUUAAGUGACUGAUUAUCAACAACCGAAGAACGAAUUCCAGUAAAAAAUUAACUGUGUCACUAAAUCUUUUUUUAGUUCAAUUAUUAUUUUGAAAUUAUGGCUGAAAAUAAAAAAUCUAUAGUUCCCGAUUCGGGCACGAACUUGGAAAUGACAUCAAGAAAAGCUUUACUUCAGUACCUUGUCAGAAUGGGUAGUUUCACCUCAGCGCCUAAAAUCUUAAACGAUGAUACAGCUGACAAUGACUUACUUCUGCAGAAUGUAUCGACAUGGGAGGAUUUGCACUUGCGUUGUCAAGAAGAACUUUCUUGUCUUCCUCCCAAAAUUACUCGAUCAUUCAAAAAUGUGAAAAAUUCCUCCCAAAACACUUCAGAUACUCUCAUCCGAGUUAUGCAAUGGAAUGUUUUGUCUCAAGCCCUCGCAAUCAACACUGACAAGUUUGUGGCUUGUCCUCUAGAUGCUUUAUCAUGGAGCACUCGACGAUGGCGUCUUCUUGAAGAAAUGGUUUCUUGUCAACCAGAUAUUCUCUGUUUUCAAGAAGUGGACCAUUACCAAUUUUUCAAGAGUACUCUUUCUCCUUUGGGAUUUAGGGGUGUAUUCUAUCCUAAACCUGAUUCUCCUUGUUUUUACAUUGCUGAAAACAAUGGACCUGAUGGCUGUGCCAUAUUUAUCAACGAAGACAAAUUUGAACUUUUAGAUAUGAAGACAAGAUCUUUGGAAGUUUGGGGAUACCAAUCUAACCAAGUUGCUCUCCUUUGCAAAUUAAGGAGAAAAAGUGACGACAAAGUGUUCUGGAUAGCUACAACUCAUCUGAAAGCUCGACAAGGGCCUUUGUUAGCAACGAUGCGACGUGAGCAAGGUAAAGAUCUCAUGGAUUUUAUAAAAGUUUUUAGUGGUAACAGUCCAGUCAUCUUGACCGGUGACUUCAACGCCAAUCCUGCCGAACCUGUGUAUAAAAUAGUUCUCAACGACGACAUCAAUCCUUUAGACAGUGCCUAUCGUUACCUAAACAAUAAGCGAACUGAACCAGCUUAUACUACUUGGAAAAUUCGAGAAGAUGGUGAAUAUUGUCAAACACUCGACUAUAUAUUCUUCAGUAGAAAUUCUUUUGAAGUUAGCAAUCUUCUUCAACUUCCGUCUUGUGAAGAUAUUGGUGAAGGUCGUGUGCCUUCUUAUAAAUACCCAUCGGAUCAUUUCUCAUUGGUAGCUGAUUUAGAUUUAAGCGAAACUUAAAAAAGUAAAUUAAGCCUACGUACUGUUUUUCACCAAAGAACUGAAAACGUGAAACUGGUUUUAACAUUCAGCUGGAAUCAGAUUCAAAUACUUAAGCCAUUUAGAUUCACAUGCAACCCAGCACAAUUCGAAUCUUAUUACUGUAAAACGAGACAACGUUGCUUUUUAAAAUAUUAUUACAUCAUUAUGAGUUGUUACGCGAGGUAUUUAAAUUAAUUUUUCCAAUGAAAUUGAUGUGAUUUUAUUUAACUAAAAGCAGCCUAAGACAAAAAAAUUGGCUUAAUUAUCAUUUAUUUUCAUUGUAUUUAUUACUAUACAUCAUUAUGAUCUCUGAACUGUUCGCGAAAGAGAAGCAUUCAAGCAUCGUAAUAUAUUUAGUUGAAGUGUUUCUCUAGGCUAUAGUUUGUCUAACAUGCGAUGAAUAUAUUUAUAAAAGACUCGGUGAACAUAUUUAUUUUUAUGUUAUUUAAACUUUUUAGAUUCAAGGUUCACUGUUAUUGAUAUAACGAACGAUGCUGCUAUUUGCAAGAUCUCUUAUGCUUUGUUUAUAUUUACAACGACCUAUGAAAGACUUUUACAUAUUUUAAAUGUUAAAUGAAGCUUUUUGUCAGUAAUUUUGUUGAACUGUGAUAUAAAAUGGAAAUGGUGUUAAGGUUUUUAUUGUAUUAUAUACAAAUAAAAGUAGUUUUUGAA
Messenger RNA from Parasteatoda tepidariorum (common house spider), 2444 nucleotides. RefSeq names its product NADP/NADPH phosphatase nocturnin (gene cu). The record is from RefSeq and is a predicted model, not a curated record. Gene Ontology annotation, molecular function: 3'-5'-RNA exonuclease activity. Lineage: Eukaryota; Metazoa; Arthropoda; Arachnida; Araneae; Theridiidae.